This is a messenger RNA of Chlorocebus sabaeus (green monkey), 7864 nucleotides long. RefSeq names its product ADAM metallopeptidase domain 12 (gene ADAM12). Gene Ontology annotation, molecular function: metalloendopeptidase activity. Gene Ontology annotation, biological process: proteolysis. Lineage: Eukaryota; Metazoa; Chordata; Mammalia; Primates; Cercopithecidae. The record is from RefSeq and is a predicted model, not a curated record.
GGCGCUCGCGGCCAGGGAGGCGCCCUGCCCCGAGCCGCCCACCCCCGGGGAUGAGCGAGCCGCGGCUCGGGGCGGGACCCUGGCGGGGGGACCCGAGCGGUCUCUAGGACCCGCGGGACGCCGCCGACGGGCGGGGGUGCGGGGGAGACAAUAAUUUGUUCGGCGGUAAUGAGAACGGUGACUGCUGGCCGUGGAUCCAUUUCACAGGCCUGCCUUCUCUCACUAACGCUCUUCCUCGUCCCCGGGCCAACUCGGACAGUUUGCUCAUUUAUUGCAACGGUCAAGGCUGGCUUGUGCCAGAACGGCGCGCGCGCGCGCACGCACACACACGGGGGGAAACUUUUUUAAAAAUGAAAGGCUAGACGAGCUCCGCGGCGGCGCGGGCGCUGCGCGAGGGCUCCGGAGCUGACUCGCCACGGCAGGAAAUCCCUCCGGUCGCGACGCCCGGCCCCGGCUCGGCGCCCGCGUGGGAUGGUGCAGCGCUCGCUGCCGGGCCCGAGAGCUGCUGCACGGAAGGCCGGCGACGAUGGCAGCGCGCCCGCCGCCCGUGCCCCCCGCCCGCGCCCUCCUGCUCGCCCUGGCCGGGGCUCUGCUCGCGCCCCGCGAGGCCCGAGGGGUGAGCUUAUGGGACCAAGGAGGAGCUGAUGAAGUUGUCAGUGUCUCUAUUUGGAGUGGAGACCUCUGGAUCCCAGAGAAGAGCUUCGACUCCAAGAAUCAUCCAGAAGUGCUGAAUAUUCGAAUACAACUGGAAAGCAAAGAACUGAUCAUAAAUCUGGAAAGAAAUGAAGGUCUCAUUGCCAGCAGUUUCACGGAAACCCACUAUCUGCAAGAUGGUACUGAUGUCUCCCUCGCUCGAAAUUACACGGGUCACUGUUACUACCACGGACAUGUACGGGGAUAUUCUGAUUCAACCGUCAGUCUCAGCACCUGUUCUGGUCUCAGGGGACUUAUUAUGUUUGAAAAUGAAACCUAUGUCUUAGAACCAAUGAAAAAUUCAACCAACAGAUACAAACUCUUCCCAGCAAAGAACCUGAAAAGCAUCUGGGGAUCAUGUGGAUCACAUCACAGCACAUCAAGCCUCACGGCAGAUCAUGUGUUCCCACCGCCCUCUCAGACAUGGGCCAGAAGGCAUAAAAGGGAGACCCUCAAGGCGACCAAAUAUGUGGAGCUGGUGAUCGUGGCGGACAACCGAGAGUUUCAGAGGCAAGGAAAAGAUCUGGAAAAAGUUAAGCAGCGAUUAAUAGAGAUUGCUAAUCACGUUGACAAGUUUUACAGACCACUGAACAUUCGGGUCGUGUUGGUAGGCGUGGAAGUGUGGAAUGACAUCGACAAAUGCUCUAUAAGUCAGGACCCGUUCACCAGCCUCCAUGAAUUUCUGGACUGGAGGAAAAUGAAGCUUCUACCUCGCAAAUCCCAUGACAACGCGCAGCUUGUCAGUGGGGUUUAUUUCCAAGGGACCAUCAUCGGCAUGGCCCCAAUCAUGAGCAUGUGCACGGCGGAACAGUCUGGGGGAAUUGUCAUGGACCAUUCAGACAGCCCCCUUGGUGCAGCCGUGACCCUUGCACAUGAGCUGGGCCACAAUUUCGGGAUGAAUCAUGAUACACUGGAGAGGGGCUGUAGCUGUCAAAUGGCGGCUGAGAAAGGAGGCUGCAUCAUGAACCCUUCCACCGGGUACCCAUUUCCCAUGGUGUUCAGCAGUUGCAGCAGGAAGGACUUGGAGACCAGCCUGGAGAAAGGAAUGGGAAUGUGCCUCUUUAACCUGCCGGAAGUCAGGGAGUCUUUCGGGGGCCGGAAGUGCGGGAACGGAUUUGUGGAAGAAGGAGAGCAGUGUGACUGCGGGGAGCCGGAGGAAUGUAUGAAUCGCUGCUGCAAUGCCACCACCUGUACCCUGAAGCCAGACGCUGUGUGCGCACAUGGGCUGUGCUGUGAAGACUGCCAGCUGAAGCCUGCAGGAACGGCAUGCAGGGACUCCAGCAACUCCUGUGACCUCCCGGAGUUCUGCACAGGGGCCAGCCCUCACUGCCCAGCCAAUGUGUACCUGCACGACGGGCACCCAUGUCAGGGUGUGGAUGGCUACUGCUACAAUGGCAUCUGCCAGACUCAUGAGCAGCAGUGUGUCACGCUCUGGGGACCAGGUGCUAAACCUGCCCCUGGGAUCUGCUUUGAGAGAGUCAAUUCUGCAGGUGAUCCUUAUGGCAACUGUGGCAAAGUCUCAAAGAGUUCCUUUGCCAAAUGCGAGAUGAGAGAUGCUAAAUGUGGAAAAAUCCAGUGUCAAGGAGGUGCCAGCCGGCCAGUCAUUGGUACCAAUGCUGUUUCCAUAGAAACAAACAUCCCCCUGCGGGAAGGAGGCCGGAUUCUGUGCCGGGGGACCCACGUGUACUUGGGCGAUGACAUGCCGGACCCUGGGCUUGUGCUUGCAGGCACAAAGUGUGCAGAUGGAAAAAUCUGCCUGAAUCGUCGAUGUCAAAACAUUAGUGUCUUUGGGGUUCAUGAGUGUACAGUGCAGUGCCACGGCAGGGGGGUGUGCAACAACAGGAAGAACUGCCACUGUGAGGCCCACUGGGCACCUCCCUUCUGUGACAAGUUUGGCUUUGGAGGAAGCACAGACAGCGGCCCCAUCCGGCAAGCAGAUAACCAAGGUUUAACCGUAGGAAUUCUGGUGACCAUCCUGUGUCUUCUUGCUGCUGGAUUUGUGGUUUAUCUCAAAAGGAAGACCUUGAUACGAAUGUUGUUUACAAAUAAGACCACCAUUGAAAAACUAAGGUGUGUGCGCCCUUCCCGGCCACCCCGUGGCUCCCAACCCUGUCAGGCUCACCUCAGCCACCUCGGAAAAGGCCUGAUGAGGAAGCCUCUAGAUUCCUACCCACCGAAGGAAAAUCCCAGGAGAUUGCCACAGUGUCCGAAUGUUGACAUCAGCAGACCCCUCAACGGCCUGAAUGUCCCUCAGCCCCAGUCAACUCAGCGAGUGCUUCCUCCCCUCCACCGGGCUCCGCGUGCACCCAGCGUCCCUGCCAGACCCCUGCCAGUCAACCCUGCAUUUAGGCAGGCCCAGGGGUCCUGUAAGCCAAACCCCCCUCAGAAGCCUCUGCCUGCAGAUCCUCUGGCCAGAACUCGGCUCACCCAUGCCUUGGCCAGGACCCCAGGACAGCGGGAGACUGGGCUCCGCCUGGCACCCCUCAGACCUGCUCCACAAUAUCCACACCAAGUGCCCAGAUCCACCCACACCGCCUACAUGAAGUGAGAAGCCAACACCUUUUUUCAACAGUGAAGACAGAAGUUUGCACUAUCUUUCAGCUCCAGUUGGAGUUUUUUUGUACCAACUUUUAGGAUUUUUUUAAUGUUUAAAACAUCAUUACUAUAAGAACUUUGAGCUACUGCCGUCAGUGCUAUGCUGUGCUAUGGUGCUCUGUCUACUUGCUCAGGUACUUGUAAAUUAUUAAUUUAUGCAGAAUGUUGACUACAGUGCAGUGCGCUGUGGUAGGCAUUUUUACCAUCACUGAGUUUUCCAUGGCGGAAGGCUUGUUGUGCUUUUAGUAUUUUAGUGAACUUGAAAUAUCCUGCUUGAUGGGAUUCUGGACAGGAUGUGUUUGCUUUCUGAUCAAGGCCUUAUUGGAAAGCAGUCCCCCACCUACCCCCAGCUGUGCUUAUGGUACCAGAUGCAGCUCAAGAGACCCCAAGUGGAACCUCAGUUGAUGUUCUAGAUUCCCUAUCUCAGGCCAGAGCCAAGGGGCUUCAGGUCCAGGCUGUGUCUGGCUUUCAGGGAGGCCCUGUGCCCCUUGACAACUGGCAGGCAAGCUCCCAGGGACAGCUCUGGGACAGCAGGUAGAAAUCUGGCUUCUGGCCAGUAAGUUUUGGAGAGAAACCUGGGUUGCAGACAGGAAUUUUAAGGUAUAGCCACACAAGGAUAGAGACUGGAACACUAGACAGGCUGGAACUUGACCCUGAGUUGGCCAGCCGUGAGCAUGUUUGGCUCAAGGCUGUGCUUGAUAGAAAUGCCAAGCACUUCUUUUUCUGGCUGUCCUUUCUAGAGCACUGCCACCAGUAGGUUAUUUAGACUGGGAAAGGUGGUGUUUCUACAAGAAACCUACUGCCCAGGCACUGCAAACCACCACCUCCCUGUACUGCUUGGAGCCGAGCACAUCACCACAAACUGUAACACAACGAUCAUAUAUUCAGACAGAUGAGGCUUUCCAUGGGACCACAACUAUUUUCAGAUGUGAACCAUUCACCAGAUCUAGUCAAUCAAGUCUGUCAAUUUAAAAAUCUCCUUUUACUGCAAAGUUCAACUUAUUGAAAAUUAGGCAGACUCUUUAUGCUUGCAAAAACUGCAACCAAAUGGAAUGUGAUAUUCAUGGGUAUAGCUCACGUCUGCUAUCAUUAUUCGUAGAUAUUGGACAAACAGCCUUCUCUAUGGGGCAUCCUCUUUUUCCAACUUGGCUGCAGGAAUCUUUAAAAGAUGCUUUUAACAGAGUCUGAACCUAUUUCUUAAACACUUGUAACCUACCUGUUGAGCAUCACAGAACGUGAUAAAGAAAUCAACCUGCUUAUCAACUUCCUAAAUAUGUGUGAAUGCUGGCUUGGGCAGCAUCCCCUUGAACUUUUCACUCUUCAAAUGCCUGACUAGGGAGCCAUGUUUCACAAGGUCUUUAAGAUGACUAAUGGCAUGAGAAAUACAAAAAUACUCAGAUAAAGUAAAAUGUCAUGAUGCCUCUCACUUCUGGAGUGAGAAGUGUCUUCUGGAGGGGUCAUGUAUGACUGGUUUUCACAUUAGAAGACAAUUGACAACAGUUACGUAAUUCACUCUGAGUGUAUUAUGAGAAGGGCUUCUUUUGGGGGUCAACAGUUUUCCUAUGCCUUGAAACAGAAAGAAAAAUAUGUACCAAGAAUCUUGGUUUGCCUUCCAGAAAACAAAACUGCAUCUCACUUUCCUGGUGUUCCCCACUGUAUCUAGGCAACAUAGUAUUCAUGACUAUGGGAUAAACUAAGUAAACAUGUGACACAGACACACACAAAAGGGAACCUAGCUCUAAUACAUUCCAACUCUUAUAGCAUGCAUCUGUUUAUUCUAUAGUUAAGUUCUUAAAAAUGUAAAGCCAUGCUGGAAAAUAAUACUGCUGAGAUACAUACAGAAUUACUGUAACUGAUAUUACACUUGGUAAUUGUACUAAGGCCAAACAUAUAUAUAUAUAUAUACACACACUAUUAAAAAGGUUUACAGAAUUUUAUGGUGCAUUAUGGGGGCAUUGUCUUUUUAGAUGCCCAAAUCCUUAGAUCUGGCAUGUUAGCCCUUCCUCCUAUUAUAAGAGGAUAUGAAUUGAGUUUUUCUUUUGUUGUUUGUUCUUAGCUGUUAUUCCUAUGCUUCUAUUUCAGAGAGCCAGGAAGAGUUUGAUAUUAAAGGAGGUUAAAACUGUGAUCUUAGGCCAUGUCAUCAAUGGCCACUUAGGGGCCGUGGCUGAUGACACAUUCUUAUCUCUACAGUACUAAUUUGUUUUUAUAGAGCCAUGCAUUUUAUUUCUGAAUAAGAACAUAUUUAAACUAAUAUUCCCUUACAAUACAGACAGUAUUAAUCCUUCCAAGAUGCAAUAUUUAUCAAGUGAAGUAUAUUUAACAGCAAAUUCGUAACUUAGGAAACGAACCAAUAACCAGGGUGUUUUGUGGUGGGGGGAGGCAGGGGGUGGAGUACUCCUUUUUAUAUCCUCAAAACAACAAAAAAUUAAUACUUAUGUAUUUCACUGGCAAUCUAGUGUUUUUUUAAAGAUUGUAUAGGCAUGAAUAAUAGAGGCGGUUUGAGUUUUGUAAGGCCAUCACCUGGAAAGUCAAUGCGACUAGACACAAAGUAGCCCAGAGGCCACUUUUCUUCCUACAUCUUCUUACAGUUGUAGGUUCUAUGACCUCAAUUCAUAGGUUCCAGGCAAUUCCACUGAAAGGUUUGUCUCCUGAAAUUUUUUAAGUUUGUUUUCCUGACAAAUGUAAUCAGAUGUGUAGCAACCGAGGGAAACGAAGCCUAACAUUCUCCAUUGUGGAAAUACACACAGGAGGUUACACUUCCCAGGGUAGAUUUUUCCAGCUUACACAUGUGGGAUGACAUCACAGAAACCACAAAAGCAGCAAAUUAAACUGUAGGAGAGUGAGUACUCCUGACGAGUCUCGGGGGGGACAUUUCUAUGCCUUCUUAACUUUAUGAGAAUUCUCAGGCUGAACUAUAGGCCAUUGUUCCCUGGCAAAUCAAUACAUCAAUGCAUCCUCAAAAAAAAAAAAAAAAAAAAAAAAAAACCCUGCUAACACUGUAUCAGAAUGUUCUUAGGAGCCUAUGGUCUCCACGGUGCUAUAAAGAGCCUGGUGCUGGGCCGACUGGUAGGGCUGAGUGUCCUCCUGCCCCUUUGCCACUGAUGUUUACUAAGCACUCUGAGCCAAUGAGACCCCCAGCAGCAGAAAGGGUACAAGGCAGUGACAGGGCAGCAGGGCCAGAUCUUUCUCAUGCACCCUGACCUCUUGCAGACUUUCCUCGUGAGGCGUACUCAUUUCAAAACUGCUAUAUGCAGGGCUCCCCUACGUAUCACUCAGGCUGAGAGAUCCUUCCUCACUGCCCAUGGCACACUCAGGCUGGAGAUCCUUCCUCACUGCGCUCAAGAUGGCCCCAGCCAGACACCAGUUACCCAGCUCAAAGUCAUAAACCCUCCCAGAAGUCUCCCAACACUAGUGCUGACCAGAGGUGGGGCUCUCAGGCUAGGAGUUUCACACACGAUGACUGGCUGCUGGGGGACACUGCAGGACCCCUUUCCUCCUCCUCUCCCAUGCUAGAAGCCAGCCCUAGGCAGCUGCAGUUACUCCCUGUGACUCAGCAGCAGGCUGAUUCAACACAGCUGCCCACAGGAAGCCAGUGGCCAAUACAUCUGUUUACCUUUCCCUAUCACCCAGACACAAGCCCCUUUCCCGGGUCAAACCCCAGGCCAAUGCAUCUCCAGUUUGUGACAGUCAAAUUGCUAUUUCCGUUGCCACUUUAGAUCAGCCAAAGUGGUGACUGCUGCAGUGUGUGGCUGUCCCUACAAGGCCCACCCAAGGGAUGCCCAAAGCCCAACCUUCUCCAGGGCCACAGCCCAGAGCAACCCCACCAGCCUGAGUCCAGCAGAGGACCUCCCACCCAAUGUCUUGUUCUAAUUAGAAGGGGAAGUUAGCCAUAGAAAAUCAACUUAUAAUUACAAAAUUCUCUUAACUCACCUUAAAGUUCCUAUUGACAUCUAUUGCUUUUAAACCUAUUUCAAAACUCUGAUACUAAAAUGAAUGGCACUCUAAGAAAGUUUGGGAGCCUCAUGCUGAGAACCAUUUCUGUGCAGUGAAGAUGUUUCCAGAAGCUACUUACCUACAUGUGAAUGUGCCAUUUUCUUUCCUUUUGUAGAGAAAAUCCCCUUCACUUUUUGGAACAGUAAUGACAGCUUCUAGUACAGCCAUUUACAGUUUCAUAUGAGAAAAAUUGAAAAGAAUAACUAUAAAAUUGUUAAAAUAUCCAACAAUGGAUAAUGAUGGCCAGAAGAUUUAACACAAAGUAAUUCUCAAUGUAAAGCUAUUCAGCUCUUCCAGGUUGAAUGCCCUGGAACCCAUCCUGACCUUCCACAUCGUCUUCAAAAAGCAGUUUCUCUGUUUCCCGUGAUUCUCCUAUAAGGUAACUCUCUAGUCCUCCAUUUAGCACAUAUUAAAUCCUCCAAAGAAUAAGUACCAUGUGAUUAUUUUAGUUUUACAAAAAAAGUUGAAUGGCAUUUUAUUUUCAUGGCCUAUAAGCAGGUCCAUUAGUAGGGCAGUGAUAGGAAAAACAAAUUAGACCAAAAAAAAAAAAAAAAAAUCCUCUACAAAUCCAAGGCAGGAAAAG